Molecule: messenger RNA, 3741 nt
Organism: Triplophysa dalaica
Lineage: Eukaryota; Metazoa; Chordata; Actinopteri; Cypriniformes; Nemacheilidae
Gene: tmtc1
Product: transmembrane O-mannosyltransferase targeting cadherins 1
Exons: 20
Coding region: 128-2746 (872 amino acids)
Biological process (GO): protein O-linked glycosylation via mannose
Molecular function (GO): mannosyltransferase activity; protein binding
Source: RefSeq, a predicted model, not a curated record
UUCACACUCGCCUACAUUACGCAUUCAGAGCCGAUAUCCUACCCGAGCGUCAGGGCAGCGCGAUGGCUAUAGCACGGGACGCGUCUCAUCUUCACCCCCGUAAACAGCAUGCAAGACGCGGACCGACAUGACAGCGAACAACCGAGGGACCAAAGCCGCCUCUCAUCAGACCCACCGGCGGCCGUCCGCGCUACCAAUGUCGGUAACGGCAGUCCAGCUGCUCCGGUACGCCGUGCUGGUGGCGGUGUGCGCGCUCUGUUACAGUAACUCUCUCUGGGGAGAGUUUGUGCAUGAUGAUAUAUGGGCCAUCACCAACAAUCCGGAUGUCAGACAGGGGUCCAGCCUGCGGAGCAUCUUCACCAAUGACUUUUGGGGCAAACGGAUGGCUGACAACACCAGUCACAAAUCCUACCGACCCCUCUGCAUCCUCACUUUCAAGUUAAACAUUCUGCUGGCCGGCAUGACCCCGUUCUACUUCCACCUGGUGAAUGUGUGUCUGCACUGCACGGUGACAGCGCUGCUCAUGCACACCUGUGAACGCUGUGUGUUUGACGACAGCAGCCUGUCCUUCCUCACCGCCCUCCUCUUCUCAGCACACCCCAUUCACACAGAAGCAGUGUCGGGGAUCGUGGGGAGAGCAGAUGUGUUGGCCAGCAUGUUAUUCCUUCUGGCCUUUCUCUCCUAUAUUAGGAGUGUGUCAGUAGGCAGAAGGGCUGAUGUUUUCCCCUCCACAGUUUCGGUGGCGUCUCUGUCUCUCAGUCUGUUUCUGGGCACCUGCGCCAUGCUGGUGAAAGAGACGGGCAUCACCGUUUUUGGUGUCUGCGUCCUCUACGAUUUCCUGGUGAUCUGCCGUGAGCCUCUCAUCUCGCACUUGUCACACUCCAGGUUGAAGGAGCUCGUGAGAAAAUCUUCUCCAUUCAUCAAGCGCGCCUGUGUCGUCUCAUUACAUGUCAUCGUCAUCAUGUCUAUUCGCUUAUGGUUGAUGGGCGGCUCCAUGCCACUGUUUUCAGAGCAAGACAAUCCUGCAUCUUUCUCUCCGUACCUGCUGACUAGGUUUCUCACGUACUGUUAUCUGCUCGCCUUCAACGCCUGCCUCUUACUGGCCCCCAUAAUGCUUUGCUACGACUGGCAGGUGGGAAGUAUUCCUUUGGUUGAAUCUCUGUGGGACGGACGGAAUAUUGCAUCUCUGCUUCUGGCUCUGGUCAUGCUGGCGCUGAGCGUGACCUGUGUUACACAUCUGCAGAAGAUGGAAGGAAAGGAGGUGUUAGUAGGCGUGCUGUUCCUGGUCUUUCCCUUCAUCCCAGCCAGUAAUCUCUUCUUCCGUGUGGGAUUUGUGGUGGCGGAAAGAGUUCUCUACAUGCCCAGUAUGGGGUACUGUGUGCUGGUGGUUCAUGGAGUGAACAGACUGUAUUCAGUGGUGAGCCGAUGGGGUGCGGCCGCGCUUACGGUGUCCUUGCUGGUCGUUCUUCUUCUCUUCUCCUGGAAGACGGUCCAACAGAAUGAGAUCUGGCUCUCCAGAGAAGCCCUGUUCAGGUCCGGUAUUCAGACAUUACCUCACAAUGCUAAAGUUCAUUACAACUACGCCAACUUCCUGAAGGACAGAGGCAGAAACCAAGAAGCCAUUUACCACUAUAAAACUGCCCUCGGUCUGUACCCACGGCAUGCCAGCGCUCUGAAUAAUCUGGGCACCCUGACUCACCAGGCUGAGGAGGCUGAAAUGUAUUACAGGAAAGCACUUGACAUUAACCCUCAACACAACAGAGCUCUGUUCAACCUGGGCAACCUCCUUAAGUCUCAGGGGAAGGAGGAGGAGGCUGAGAGGAUGUUACAGGAAUCAAUUUGGUUCGGUCCACAUUUCGCUGAUGCCUACUCCAGCCUCGCCUCUCUGUAUGCUGACCAGGAGCGUUCAAAAGAAGCUGAUGAGAUUUACACAAAGGGGAUUGAGAAUUGCCCGGAGAGUUCUGACCUCCGUAAUAACUACGGUGUGUUCCUGGUGGACACAGGUCACGGGGACCGUGCUGCAUAUCAUUACCAGGAAGCCGUCCGUCUGAAGCCAGCUCACUAUGUUGCCAUGGUGAACCUGGGCCGCCUCCUUAGGUCCUCCAAUGACAAUAAAGAAGCAGAGUUAUGGUACAAAAGGGCCCUGCAGGUGGUUCGUAAGGUGGAGAUCUUGACCCCUCUGGGUGCUUUAUACUAUAACACGGGUAGAUAUGAAGAAGCUCUGGAGGUUUACAGAGAAGCAGCCACGCUUCAGCCGGACAGCACUGAUAUCUGGCUCGCUCUGGCGCAGGUUUUAGCCAUGGCGGGCCGCUCUACAGAGGCAGAGAAGAUGACCCUGGGCAUCAUUUCAAAGACGGGCAACUGCAUUGAAUGUUACCGCUUGUUGUCUGCCAUCUACAGCAAACAAGGCAACCACACUGAGGCAUUGGAUGCUUUGAAAAGAGCCCUGCGGCGGGAGCCGUUAGACGCUGCGGUGCGGGCAGAGCUUCAUUUCUCCGUUGGCAACCAGCUCAGAGAGAUGAACGAUCUUGACCAGGCCUUCCAGAGUUACAAGCUUGCUGUUGAACUCAAACCUGACCAGUCACAAGCUUGGAUGAACAUGGGCGGCAUUCAGCAUAUUAAGGGAGACUAUGCAGCAGCGAGAAUGUACUACCAAAGAGCCCUUCUACUUUCACCCGGUUCCAAACUGCUCAAAGAGAAUCUGGCCAAGCUGGACAGACUUGAGAAAAAACUACAAGGGACUUAAAACAACGGUGUGACUCUCAAAUCUCAGAAGAGCAGUGACCAAGAGAGAUGGGUGGACGUGGGGCAAUGCAAACUACAGCUUUCGAGACUCAGGAGAUGAUAAAUGGCUGCUGCUGUCCCUCCGUGCUUUACAAGAGGGGGUCUUGAAUUCAAAUAGCCUCUCCAUCCAGGAAUGGACCAGUUACCUCUGACCUCAGCGCAUCUUACAGAACUGUAUUUCCUCACCAGUGUCCAUGUGUGUUGUACCCAAAGCCAUUUACAGGUCGGACGGCGAGAACCUUUCGGAGACUUGACUGCAGAUUGAAGGGUCAACUUCAAACGCCCGUCAGACGUUUAAGCUGAAGAUCUGUCUCUUGAGAGGCAUUUUUCUGGGAUCUGAAGGCAGAGCUGUAGCUGUUCCACUCGAGCGCUGGACCUCGAUCUGCUUGACUGAUUGCUAAGUCUCGAAGAGCAUUUCAGACAGAAUGUUAUUAGAGACGACUGGUGCUUCUGUUGUGCUCCAUGAACAUGGAGGAAAUCUGUGUGUGGUCUGCUUUCUUCCAAAUGUUUCAUUUCAUGUUUGAGGUGUUUUGUGAGUAAUUUGAAUGAAGGAAAUGGUGACAGCAUGUUUUAUCAUGUGCUUUAUUUUUAUUUCCUUGUCUUUAUUAUACAUGCUAUUAUUGUGGAAUGUAUCGUGGACUAAAGGCAUAUUGACCUGUGCAGUGCAUUACAUAUCAAGAACCUUCAUAAGCUGUUUUACUGAUGACUCUUAUCAUUCUAAUGAUGAACAUCGUAUCCUUGAACUAGGUCACCAUGUGAUUUAAUAGAUUUUAGUGGCCAGAAUUUGUCAUGCGGUACCCUGGAUUAUACUGUAAUCUUUGCACUUAUGUUCGGUUGCCAUAGGAACUGUCAUCAAGAACAUUUCUUGAAUUCAGCAGCCGUGCUAAACAUGUCAUACCAGAAACCAAUGUGAAGCGAUGUAUCAUUAUUUAAUAAAUCUCAUCUAGUAUCUCUAAA